GGGUGGGGGCUUUAAAUCACCUGCGAAACGUAAAACUGGGCGUAUCAAAGGUGCAGAGCGUCCGUCCUCCUGAGCAGCUGGACCACAUGACAGCAGCUCAGCUCAGCUGAAGACAAGAGGAAGAGAAGAGGGUUUUUCCUGAGCAGCUUCUUGUUUUGUGAACAAGUGCCGUCGAGCAGGACGAGCGCGGACACAGAGAGGACCUGAGCUCACCUACAGUGCCUGCAGGCUGCAGCUGAAAACCCGCUACCAUGACAGACGCAGACAAGUUUCUGUAUGGGGACCGCAGUGAAAUCAACAACCCCCUGGCCCAGGCCGACUGGGCCUCCAAGAAGCUGGUGUGGGUCCCCUCUGAGAAGCAGGGCUUCGAGGCUGGCUCUGUCAAGGAAGAGCUUGGCGACGAGUGUGUGGUGGAGCUGACGGACUCUGGCAAGAAGGUAAAGAUAAACAAGGAUGACAUUCAGAAGAUGAACCCACCCAAGUUUAAUAAAGUGGAGGACAUGGCGGAGCUCACCUGUCUGAACGAGGCCUCCGUGCUGCACAACAUCAAGGAGCGAUACUACUCCGGACUCAUCUAUACAUACUCGGGUCUCUUUUGUGUGGUGGUCAACCCAUACAAGUACCUGCCCAUCUACACCGAGGACAUAGUGAACAUGUACAAGGGCAAGAAGAGACAUGAGAUGCCCCCUCACAUCUACGCCAUCACAGACACAGCUUACAGGAGCAUGAUGCAGGAUCGUGAGGACCAGUCAAUUCUUUGCACUGGGGAGUCGGGAGCAGGAAAAACUGAGAAUACAAAGAAAGUCAUUCAGUAUCUUGCACACGUUGCCUCAUCCUUCAAAUCUAAGAAAGAUCAGGGCAGUGCAGUGUUGUCACAUGGGGAACUGGAGAAACAGCUGCUACAAGCAAACCCCAUCCUGGAGGCAUUUGGCAACGCAAAGACCGUCAAAAACGAUAACUCCUCAAGAUUUGGAAAAUUUAUCAGGAUCAACUUUGAUGUCAAUGGGCAUAUUGUUGGAGCCAACAUUGAGACUUAUCUGCUGGAGAAAUCUCGAGCCAUCAGACAAGCUAAAGAGGAGAGGACCUUCCACGCCUUCUACUACAUGCUGUCAGGAGCAGGGGACAAGCUGCGCUCUGAGUUGUGUCUGGAGGAUUACAGCAAGUAUCGUUUCCUGUCAAAUGGGAAUGUGACUAUUCCUGGCCAGAAGGACAAGGACCUGUUCACUGAGACCAUGGACGCUUUUCAGAUCAUGAGCAUCCCGGAAGAGGAAACGACUGGUUUGUUGAAGGUGGUGUCGGCCGUGCUGCAGUUGGGGAACAUGUCCUUCAAGAAGGAGCGCAACUCUGACCAGGCUUCAUUACCUGACAACACUGCUGCCCAGAAAGUGUGUCACCUGCUGGGCAUCAAUGUGACCGACUUCACACGAGCCAUCCUGUCUCCCAGAAUCAAGGUUGGCAGGGAUUAUGUCCAGAAGGCCCAGACCCAGGAGCAGGCUGAGUUUGCUGUCGAGGCUCUGGCCAAAGCCUCUUAUGAGAGGAUGUUCCGCUGGCUGGUGUUGAGAAUUAAUAAAGCUCUGGACAAGACCAAGAGACAGGGAGCGUCCUUCAUUGGCAUCCUGGAUAUUGCUGGGUUUGAGAUCUUUGAGUUGAACUCGUUUGAGCAGCUGUGUAUCAACUACACCAAUGAGAAGCUGCAGCAGCUCUUCAACCACACAAUGUUCAUCCUGGAGCAGGAGGAGUACCAGAGGGAGGGCAUCGAGUGGAGUUUCAUCGAUUUCGGCCUCGACCUGCAGCCCUGCAUCGACCUCAUUGAAAAGCCCAACGGUCCACCAGGCAUCUUGGCUCUGCUGGAUGAAGAGUGCUGGUUCCCUAAAGCCACUGACAAAACCUUUGUGGAGAAGGUGGCUCAGGAGCUGGGAACUCACCCCAAGUUCCAGAAACCCAAGAAACUCAAGGACGAUGCUGAUUUCUGCGUUAUUCACUAUGCUGGAAAGGUGGACUACAAAGCAGUCGAGUGGCUGAUGAAAAACAUGGACCCUCUGAAUGAGUGUGUGGCCAGCUUGCUCAACCAGUCUACAGACAAAUUUACUGCUGAGCUGUGGAGAGACAUGGACCGUAUUGUUGGCCUGGAUAAGGUGGCUGGAAUGUCAGAGUCCAUGCCUGGUGCGUUCAAGACUCGUAAGGGCAUGUUCCGCACUGUGGGCCAGCUGUACAAGGAGCAGCUGAGUAACCUCAUGGCCACGCUCAGGAACACCAACCCAAACUUUGUGCGUUGCAUCAUCCCCAACCAUGAGAAGAAGGCUGGUAAACUGGACUCUCACCUGGUUCUGGACCAGCUGAAGUGUAAUGGAGUCCUGGAGGGGAUUCGCAUCUGCAGACAGGGCUUCCCCAACCGCAUCGUCUUCCAGGAGUUCAGACAGAGGUAUGAAAUCCUCACUCCAAAUGCUAUUCCAAAGGCUUUCAUGGAUGGCAAGCAAGCCUGUGUGCUCAUGAUCAAAGCUCUGGAGCUGGACUCUAAUCUGUACCGCAUGGGCCAAAGUAAAGUGUUCUUCCGAGCCGGUGUGCUGGCCCACCUGGAGGAGGAGCGAGACAUGAAGAUCACUGAUGUGAUCAUCAGCUUCCAGGCCUGGUGCAGAGGAUAUGUGGCCCGCAAAGCCUUUGCCAAGCGACAGCAGCAGCUGACAGCCAUGAAAGUUAUCCAGAGGAACUGCGCAGCUUACCUCAAACUCAGGAACUGGCAGUGGUGGAGGCUUUUCACCAAGGUGAAGCCUCUGCUGCAAGUGACCCGGCAGGAGGAGGAGAUGAUAGCCAAAGAGGAGGAGCUGGUCAAGGUGAAGGAGAGACAACUGCAGACUGAGGAGCAGCUCAAAGAAUACGAAGCCAAACAGCAACAGCUGAAUGCUGAGAAGCUGGCUCUUCAGGAGCAGCUCCAGGCAGAGACUGAGCUGUGCGCAGAGGCCGAGGAGAUGAGAACCCGUCUGGCCGCCAGGAAGCAGGAGCUGGAGGAGAUCCUGCAUGACCUGGAGUCUCGUCUGGAGGAGGAAGAGGAGAGAGUCACCCAGCUGCAAACAGAAAGAAAGAAAAUGCAGCAGAACAUCACGGAUCUGGAGCAGCAGCUGGACGAAGAGGAAGCAGCCAGACAGAAACUUCAGAUGGAGAAGGUCACUACAGACGCCAAGCUGAAGAAACUAGAGGAGGAUGUCAUGGUGCUGGACGACCAGAACAACAAGCUCAACAAGGAGAAGAAACUGCUAGAGGAACGGAUCUCGGAGUUCACUACCAACUUGGCUGAGGAGGAAGAGAAGUCCAAAAGCCUGCAGAAACUCAAGAAUAAACAUGAAGCCAUGAUCACAGAUUUAGAGGAUCGUCUCAGAAAAGAGGAGAAAGGCCGUCAGGAGUUGGAGAAGAACCGUCGUAAACUUGAGGGAGACUCGGCUGAGCUCAGCGACCAGAUUGCAGACCUGCAGGCACAGAUUGCUGACCUGCGAGCUCAGCUGGCCAAGAAGGAGGAAGAACUCCUUGCUGCACUGGCCAGGAUGGAGGAGGAGGCUGCAGCCAAGAACACAGCCCAGAAGAAGAUCAGGGAGCUGGAGGCCCAGAUCUCUGAACUGCAGGAGGAUCUGGAGCUGGAGAGGCAGGCUCGCGCCAAGGCUGAGAAACAACGCAGAGACCUGGGAGAGGAGCUGGAGGCCCUGAAGACUGAGUUGGAGGACACUUUAGACUCCACUGCAGCUCAGCAGGAGCUUAGGACAAAGCGUGAGACAGAGGUUGCCCAGUUAAAGAAGACACUGGAAGAGGAGGCAAAGGUCCACGAGCAGCAAAUGGCUGACAUGAGACAAAAACACAAUCAGGCUUUUGAAGAGCUCAACGAGCAGCUGGAACAGGCCAAAAGGAACAAGGUGUCAGUGGAAAAAGCCAAGCAGGCACUGGAGAGCGAGUGGAGCGAGCUCAAGAUUGAGAUGAAGACGCUGAUGCAAAGCAAAGGAGACUCUGAACACCGUCGCAAGAAGGCCGAAACCCAACUUCAAGAACUGCAGGUCAAAUGUGGAGAAAGUGAACGACAGCGACACGAACUGGCCGAAAAGCUGGCCAAGGUCCAGUCGGAGCUAGACAAUGCAAACGGCCUCCUGAGUCAAGCAGAGGGCAAGAACAUCAAAUCCAGCAAGGAUCUCUCUUCCCUUGAGUCGCAGCUGCAGGAUACACAGAGGCUGCUCCAAGAGGAGACCCGUCAGAAGCUCUCCAUCUCCACCCAGCUGAAGCAGCUGGAAGGUGAGCAGAACAGCCUGCGGGAGACCCUGGAAGAAGAGGAAGAGAGCAAAAAGAACCUGGAGAAGCAGGCCGUUGCUCUGCAGGCGCAGGUGGCAGAGUUGAAGAAGAAACUAGAACAGGAGGUCUUGUCCCUGGAGGCGGCCGAGGACGGCCGCAAGCGAGUACAGCGAGAGUUGGACAGUGUCACGCAGCAGCUGGAGGAGAAGAGUUCAGCCUAUGACGUGUUGGCCAAGACCAAAACCCGUUUACAACAGGAGCUGGAUGACCUCCUGGUGGACCAGGACAACCUGAGGCAGAGUGUCUCCAACCUGGAGAAGAAGCAGAAGAAGUUUGACCAGAUGCUGGCUGAAGAAAAAGCUAUUUCUACUCGGUAUGCUGAGGAGCGUGACAAAGCUGAGGCUGAGGGCAGGGAGAAGGAAACGCGAGCGCUGACGUUGGCCCGUGAGCUGGAGGCCCUUACAGACAUGAAAAAUGAGCUGGAUCGGACCAACAAGAUGCUCAAAGCUGAAAUGGAAGAUUUGGUCUCCUCCAAGGAUGAUGUUGGCAAAAGUGUUCAUGAGCUGGAGAAAUCAAAGCGUGCUAUCGAGCAGCAGCUGGAGGAGAUGAAAACUCAGCUGGAGGAGCUGGAGGAUGAGCUGCAGGCCACAGAAGAUGCCAAACUGCGUCUGGAGGUCAACAUGCAGGCCAUGAAGGCCCAGUUUGAGAGAGACCUGCAGGCUAGAGAUGAGCAGGGAGAGGAGAAGAGGAAACAGCUGGGGAAACAGACGCGUGAGAUGGAGGUCGAACUGGAAGAUGAACGCAGACAGCGUGCUCAGGCGCUCGCAUCCAAGAAAAAACUGGAAGCUGACCUGAUAGAACUUAAAGCCCAAAUCGAUGCUGCCAACAAGGGCCGUGAUGAGGCCCUCAAACAGCUGAAAAAACUACAGGCCCAAACAAAAGAUCAAGUGAGAGAGCUGGAUGAGCUGCGUCUUUCCAGAGAUGAAGCUGUCAAUGCAGCCAAGGAGACGGAAAAGAAGCUCAAAGCUAUGGAGGCAGAUGCCCUGCACUUCCAGGAGGAUCUGGCCAAUGCAGAAAAGCUCAAGAGACAGGCCCAGACCGAGAGAGACGAACUCCUGGAUGAGAUUAACAGCGGCAACAGCAAAAAUUCUCUGAUGGCCGAUGAGAAGAGGAGGCUGGAGGCUCGCAUCACCCAGUUGGAGGAAGAGUUGGAGGAAGAGCACACCAGCACAGAGAUGAUCAGUGACCGCAUGAAGAGAGCCGUGCUGCAGGCUGAGCAGUUGACCACAGAGCUGGCUGCAGAACGUGGCAACUCCCAGAAGUUGGAGGGGGCUCGCUCCCAGCUGGAUCGCCAGAACAAGGAGAUGAAGCAAAAGCUGCAGGAGAUUGAGGGAACGGUCAAGUCCAAGUUUAAAUCCACCAUCACCUCCUUGGAGGCCAAGAUUGCUCAGCUGGAAGAACAGCUUGACAUAGAGUCCAAAGAGCGUCAGCAGGCUUCCAGGGCAGUCAGGCGGACGGAGAAGAAGCUGAAGGAAGUGAUGCUGCAGGUGGAAGAUGAGAGACGCAAUACAGACCAAUUCAAAGACCAGGCGGAGAAGGUAAACAUUCGAAUGCGCCAGUUGAAGCGUCAGCUGGAGGAGGCAGAGGAAGAGGUGACUCGAUCCAACGCCUACCGUAGGAAGCUGCAGAGGGAACUGGAGGAUGCCACUGAAUCAGCAGACGCCAUGAACCGUGAAGUCAGCACUCUGAAGAGCAAACUCAGACGGGGAGAUUUGCCUUUAACCGUGCGGCGUAGCACAAAUCGCACCGGCCUGGACAGCGAUGAGGAUGUAGAUGUGAAGCCUGAGACAUCUGAGCAUGGAGCUGAGUGAGCUGAGGAACACCUACAGGGAUCGAUUUAUGGUCACACAACAAGCAGAGCGUAAAACAUUAGCCAUGCAAGCUAUAAGGAAUGACUUUGAGAGGAUUUAGCGUUGUAUUUCCAUUGAUGACCUUUUGGAGCCUUACUGUUAUUUUCCAUAUAAUGCAUUUAUAUUUGGCCAAAUAACCUUAAUUAAUCUCAAUGAAUUCGAGCAGUGUUUUUCUACAAUUACUUUUCUUGGUCUAUUUUUCUACUUAAUGGGUAUAUCAAAAUAUUCUAACAAGCUAAUGCAAUUCCAUUUUAUUUGUGCUGUUACUCCACUGUUUCUGGGAGAAACGCUGAGUAUUUUAUACUUGUAUUACACACAGAUGGAUCUCUCUGGGAGAUUUAAUGCAAUCACAUACUGUACUGUGGGUACCAUCUGCAAAUGUCACCAUGAAUCUGUGCAUUUCCUCUCACUGUAUUGUCCUUUCAUGUUAUCACCUCAACCAAAAUUGCAGAAUGGGGGGGGGGGGG
Molecule: messenger RNA, 6643 nt
Organism: Monopterus albus (swamp eel)
Lineage: Eukaryota; Metazoa; Chordata; Actinopteri; Synbranchiformes; Synbranchidae
Product: myosin-9-like
Exons: 43
Coding region: 252-6137 (1961 amino acids)
Cellular component (GO): cytoplasm; myosin filament; myosin II complex
Molecular function (GO): microfilament motor activity; actin filament binding; ATP binding
Source: RefSeq, a predicted model, not a curated record